CUCCCUCUCUCCCCCUCUCUCCCUCUCCUCCCUCUCCCCAUGGCUUCCCUGUAUCAGAGACUGACCGGCAAGAUAAACACCUCCCGGUCCUACCCCGCCCCAGCCGAGGCCAGUCACCUCCUGGGUGGUCAGUGUGUGGAUGAGAAUGGUACCAAGGACAAGACCCUCCAUCCCCAGCAGCUCAGCACAGCCACAGCUCAGCCUGACCGCAGGAGCCACUGUGAGGACAGUGAGCUGGUGGGAAGCAACCCUCCGCAGAGGAACUGGAAGGGAAUCGCGAUCGCCCUCCUGGUCAUUAUGGUCAUCUGCUCACUGAUCGUCACCUCUGUUAUCCUCCUCACUCCAGUGGAAGACGACAGCCCGGCCAAGGACAAGGUGACCAUUGCCGACCUCUUCAGCAAAGAAUUCCAGAUUCACGACGUGGAGGCAAGAUGGAUAAACAACACCGAUCUGCUGUAUCGCAACCGCGAGGGACAUCUGGUGACACUGAACGUGGAAACCAACGCAACCACCCUCCUGAUGGAGAACCAGAGAUUUGAAUCGUUAAAGGUCAGCAAGUACCAGGUCUCCCCGGACAUGAAGUACGUGCUCCUGGCCUACAACGUCGAACAGGUCCACCGCCAUUCCUUCACCGCCUAUUACAUCUUGUGCAAGUUACACUCUUGCCGGGAGCAUCGAACCCUAAAUCCACCCGAAGUUCGGAAUGUGCAGUUGCAGUACGCAGGUUGGGGCGUCAAAGGCCAACAGCUGAUUUACAUCUUCGAGAACAACAUUUACUACCAACUGAACGUGGACAGUCGUGCUAUCCGACUCGUGGCCAGUGGGAAGGAAGGGGUCAUUUUUAAUGGCCUGAGUGACUGGCUGUAUGAAGAGGAGCUUCUGAGAACCAACAUCGCUCACUGGUGGGCCCCGGAUGGAGCCCGAUUGGCUUACGCCACCAUUAAUGACUCCAAAGUCCCCAACAUGGAGAUCCCUAUGUACCUGGGCUCCCUCUAUCCCACCGGCAAAGUCUACCCUUACCCUAAGGCUGGAAUGGAGAACCCAACCAUUUCCCUGUACAUCGUUAAUGUCAACGGUCCACCUCACACUGUGGAAAUGUCAAGACCAGAUGAUGUAAGAAUGAGGGAGUUCUACAUCACCAUGGUCAAGUGGGCGACAAGCACAAAACUGGCAGUGAAUUGGCUCAAUAGACCUCAGAACAUCUCCAUCCUGACCUUGUGCGAAGCCACCACCGGUGUCUGCACUAAGAAACAUGAAGAUGAAAGUGAAAGUUGGCUCUCCAGGCAGAAUGAAGCGCCUUUGUUUUCUAAAGACGGAAGGAAGUUCUUCUUUGUCCGGCCACUUUCCCAGGGAGGCCGUGGGAAGUUCUACCACAUCGCCAUGUCCUCAGCUCAGCCUAACAGUAGCAGUGACAACCUGCAGUCUAUCACGUCUGGUACAUGGGACGUGACCGAGAUUUUAGCCUACGAUGAGCUCCACCAGAAAAUUUAUUUCUUGAGCACAGAGGACUCUCCUUUGCGUCGACAGCUGUACAUCGCAGAGACCAACAGCAACUUUAACAGACAGUGCCUCUCGUGCGACCUGAAGCUGCCAAACUGCACCUACUUCAGUGCGUUGUUCAGCCGCAGGAUGAGCUACUUCCUGCUGCGCUGUAAAGGUCCAGGAGUGCCCACAGUCACCGUCCACAGCUCCAGUGACAGCAACAGCUACAUUGUCCUGGAGGAAAACGGUGAACUCCGCGACCACCUCAAAACCAAGCAGAUGCCCAACAUCGAGAUGAGAGAUGUCCUGAUAGAGGAAUACAAUUUGAGGAUGAAGAUUAUGAAGCCGGCAGGAUUUGUCGAGGUCUCCCAUUACCCUCUGCUGCUCAUUGUUGAUGGCACCCCAGGGAGCCAACUAGUGACAGAGCAGUUCCAGACAGGCUGGCCCUCAGCGCUGGCGAGCUCCCUCAACGCCAUCGUGGUGAAGUUUGACGGACGUGGCAGCGGUUUCCAAGGCACCAAACUUUUAUACGAAGUCCAGAACAAACUGGGCAUCGUGGAGGAGAAGGAUCAAAUCGAAGCUUUGAGAACGUUGUUGAAGGAGCCGUACGUCGACAAGACCAGAGUUGCAGUGUUUGGCCAGGCGUACGGAGGUUAUCUGAGUUUGCUUCUGCUCACCAACGGAGAGAACAUAUUCAAGUGCGGGAUCGCACUGUCGCCGAUCACGGACUUUAAACUGUAUGCCUCUGCUUUUUCCGAGCGGUACCUGGGAGCUCUCGGGAAAGACGACAAAGCGUACGAGAAGAAGCUGAUGUAUCGGGUGCCACGUUUAGAGGACAAGAAGUUAAUGUUAAUCCACGGGACUGCGGAUGAAAUGGUCCAUUUCCAGCACACGGCAGAGUUUAUAACCCAAUUAGUCGAAGCGAAGGCUAACUACUCUUUGCAGUUAUACCCCGAUCAGGGGCAUUUCAUGGAGAAAGAAGCAGUCAAACACCACCUCUACAACUCCAUCAUGAACUACUUCGAGGAAUGCUUCAGGAUCCCAGAGAACAUUCCGGUAGAACCAGAAGAGGAGGAAGAGGACGGUUAACGUCUGGGUUUCUCUCCGCGCCAAGCA
Messenger RNA from Callorhinchus milii (elephant shark), 2598 nucleotides. RefSeq names its product dipeptidyl aminopeptidase-like protein 6. Gene Ontology annotation, molecular function: dipeptidyl-peptidase activity; serine-type peptidase activity. NCBI's taxonomy places the organism in Eukaryota, Metazoa, Chordata, Chondrichthyes, Chimaeriformes, Callorhinchidae. The coding region runs from base 40 to 2571 and encodes 843 amino acids. Gene Ontology annotation, biological process: proteolysis. The transcript has 26 exons. The record is from RefSeq and is a predicted model, not a curated record.